This is a messenger RNA of Pyrus x bretschneideri (Chinese white pear), 1108 nucleotides long. Its product is annotated as blue copper protein. NCBI's taxonomy places the organism in Eukaryota, Viridiplantae, Streptophyta, Magnoliopsida, Rosales, Rosaceae. Gene Ontology annotation, cellular component: plasma membrane. Gene Ontology annotation, molecular function: electron transfer activity. The record is from RefSeq and is a predicted model, not a curated record. The transcript has 2 exons. Bases 195 to 926 code for a protein of 243 amino acids.
CUGCUGGCCGUAGCUAGCUGGCAGCAUUACAAACACUACAUACAAACGAUACCCUUUAUUCUUCAAUAUAACCUUAGCCUCUCUCUCUCUCUCUCUCUCUCUCGAUCGUCAGUUAUCACUUGGCUUCCAAUCUUCCAAUCAAUCCAUCAGUUGGGUUCUCUCUCUGUUAGUUGUCACAAACUCCAAUAAGGAUAAUGGAGUUAUUAAUAUUCCUACAAAGAAAGUCCAGCAGCAGCAGCUUUUGUUUUCUUCUUCUUCUUCUUGUGUUUUCGUUUUCAGGAAUAUCAGUUGUUGAAGGUUACAAGAAUUACACAGUGGGGGACUCUUCCGGUUGGUACGCAGCUGUUAACUAUCAGAAAUGGGCUGACGCCAAAACAUUCAGCUUGGGAGAUUUUCUAAUUUUUAAUACGGACACCAACCACUCGGUUGUGCAAACAUAUAACUUGACAACGUACAAGCUGUGCGAUUACAACGACGCUCUAGAAAACGAUACGAUGCAAUGGUCGGCAGCGGACCCGUCAAACACGGCCAUACAUAAGGUCUCAGUGGCAGUGCCUUUGGUAAGAGAAGGGAUAAACUAUUUCUUUUCAGGGGAUUAUGAUGGUGAGCAAUGCAAGAACGGACAGCACUUUAAGAUCACCGUCUCUCACGGACAAGGGUUGCCAAAGAGUUUACAGAACCCAGCCGUUCAGUCCCCAAGUCCAGCAAGCGGUCCCGCCCGGCAGUCUGCAGGUGAUGGCAACAAUGAUGAUGGUUCUGUCCCAGAUACCAUUGUUCCUGCCAGUUUCGACCAUCCUAAAGAGGAUGACACUGCCAAUGGCGAUCAUGAUAAAGAUUCAUCUGGCUCACUUUGUGUGAAGCACAAGCACGGGUUGCUAUUUAGGGUUUUCAUUUUCUUAGGGUUUCUCUACUGCUGCCUCUGGUGAUCUACGAGGCUGCUAGCUGAUAAUUUUUAACAACUUUUUAUAUAUCUUUGAUUAUUUUUUGCUUCUCAGUUUCAUUUCCUUUUCUUUUUGCUGUUUGUGUACUCUGUAUACUGCGCAUGCUUUCUUUUGUUCAGUCAUUGGAUUAUUUUAUUGUAACAGAUUAGUAGGCAAAAGUUAAAGCA